Laccaria bicolor S238N-H82 is the source of this 837-nucleotide messenger RNA. RefSeq lists its product as uncharacterized. Lineage: Eukaryota; Fungi; Basidiomycota; Agaricomycetes; Agaricales; Hydnangiaceae. Gene Ontology annotation, biological process: mitotic cell cycle. The record is from RefSeq and is a predicted model, not a curated record. The transcript is spliced from 4 exons. Gene Ontology annotation, cellular component: mitotic spindle; DASH complex. Bases 1 to 837 code for a protein of 278 amino acids.
AUGAACUCUUCUGAAUUCUUGGAUAUUCCACUCUCAGCCAGCGAUUCGCGAUUGUUAUCUCUUUCGCCAGUGUUGGCUUCGGAUUCUUCUUUGCCAGAGAUAAAUGAUCUCUCUCUCUCAGAGUUAUCGCUGAAUCAUUACGCUGGUCCAUCGAGUCUGCCAGCACAAGACGACUUUGAUUCUUCGACGUCAGAGCACGAUGACGAUUGCGAUGCUGACGACGCCGAGAAGACGAAACGGAAUGAAACGAAACUACGCGAGGAAAAAUUGCAAAGCGAUCUCUUCAUCCUGAAGAAGCUCAACGCCUCGUUUGCAAUGUUUCACGAAGCCCUUGACGCAGCAGGCUCCGCUAAUCAGCUAGUAGCAAUUCAAUUAGAGCAGACUGACGCAUUGCUGAACAGAUAUCUUUCGAUGCUGUCGAAGUCGGAAGAAUUUUCGCGAUUGAUUUUCGACGAAGAGUGGGAGGGCGCUCAAGCUGACGAAGAAAUAUUAGAAAGAGAGAUGGUUGAGGCAAAGCGUCGGGAAGCCGAAGAGCGUUCCCUUGCUGCCCAACGAGAGGCAGAGCGUCGAAAAACGGAGGAGCGAGAACGGUUGGAACGAGAAAAAGAGCUGGCAGAACGGGAAAGGAAAGAACAGGCAACAAUAAGACGCGGCGUAGUGAGGGGCGUGCGCGGAACACGGGCAUCUAUGCGUGGUACAAGAGGAACGGGCAUGCGCCAAGCGGAACCAACUUCAGUUCGAACGCUACAGUAUGGCGUUAAUCCCGCGAGCGCCAAUUCUUCCCGGAGGGGUACCCCACCUACCAUUGGGCGGGGGGUUCCUCCUAGACGGAUCUAA